This is a messenger RNA of Pongo pygmaeus (Bornean orangutan), 3106 nucleotides long. It is a transcript of the gene DMRTC2, whose product is annotated as DMRT like family C2. NCBI's taxonomy places the organism in Eukaryota, Metazoa, Chordata, Mammalia, Primates, Hominidae. The transcript has 9 exons. Bases 1000 to 2118 code for a protein of 372 amino acids. Gene Ontology annotation, molecular function: sequence-specific DNA binding. Gene Ontology annotation, cellular component: nucleus. The record is from RefSeq and is a predicted model, not a curated record. Gene Ontology annotation, biological process: regulation of DNA-templated transcription.
UUCUCGCAGUGUCUUUGGGCGUCUUCUUGACUGAAUCUGACUCCAUUGGAGGCUGUGGUAACCGUGAACUAGCUGCACGAACACGGCCCCUCCUGCCUUUCCGUCCUCCUCCCUCUUAGCCGGACUCCCUAACCCAGGCAUCCCCUCUCCUCCCCCUCGCACCCCUCCCGCUCUCGCGCCCGCUCUCCCCUUCCCUGCCUCGCGGGCCCCUUGGCGCGUUCCCGGUUCCCCACUGGCUCCCUGGGGCACGGGAAGGGGGGAGGGGGACAUGCAUGAAAUUAAUUGUUGGUAGUGGGCACAGGAGCAGGAAGCGCUGGACACAGCGACUUCACGUGUUUACACAAAAACCUCAAUAACGUGUGAGCGCAAGAGAGACAUUAGUGCCCCAAGGAGAAGGUUUUUGGCCCAGAUCAGGGCCUAGCACAUGACAGGGGCUCAGUAACCAUUUGUGGAAUGAAUGAAGGAGUGAAGGAAAAUAACUUCAAAGUGGGGCAGGUGGCGGGUGCGGUGGCUUAUGCCUGUAAUCCCAACACUUUGGGAGGCCAAAGCAGGCAGCUCACUUGAGGCAGGUCAGGAGUUCAAGACCAGCCUGGCCAACACGGUGAAACCCCAUCUCUACUAAAAAUACAAAAAUUAGACGGGCGUGGUGGCAAAGGCCUGUAAUCCCAGAUACUCGGGAGGCUGAGGCAGGAGAAUUGCUUGAACCCAGGAGGCGGAGGUUGCAGUGAGCUGGGAUUGCACCACUGCACUACAGCCUGGGCUACAGAGCGAGACUCCAUCUCAAAACAAAAAAAAGAAAGAAAGAAAGUGGGACAGGGGAGCCAAGUGCAGUGGCUCCAACCGUGGUCCCAGCUACUGGGGAGGCUGUGGCAGGAGGAUUGCUUGAGCUCAGGAGGUGGAGACUGCAGUGAGCCAUGAUCACGCCACUGCGCUCCAGCCUGGGCAACAGAGCGAGACCCUGUCAAUAAAAAAAAAAAAAGAAAGUGGAGCAGGGAAUCCAUGAGAAUAAGAUCCAUGGAACCCAGUGACAUGCCUGCUGGCUACCACUGCCCCUUAGACUCUGCCCCCCAGGAUGAGACCAGAGACCCCCAGAGCACAGAGCUGAUCCCCAGAAGAGCCAUCAGCCGCUCUCCAACCUGCGCCCGCUGCCGCAACCACGGUGUCACUGCCUACCUCAAGGGCCACAAGCGCCUCUGCCUCUUCCAGGCUUGCGAGUGUCACAAAUGUGUCCUCAUCCUGGAGCGCCGCAGGGUCAUGGCUGCCCAGGUGGCCUUGCGUAGGCAGCAGGAGGCGCAGCUAAAGAAGCACCUGAUGAGGAGAGGGGAAGCCUCUCCCAAAGCUCCCAACCACUUCAGAAAGGGAACCACUCAACCACAGGUCCCCCCUGGAAAGGAGAACAUAGCACCCCAGCCUCAGACACCCCAUGGGGCAGUCCUGCUGGCACCGACACCCCCUGGGAAGAACUCCUGUGGGCCUCUGCUGCUCAGCCGUCCCCCGGAAGCCUUGCCCUUGUCCUGGACUCCGGUGCCUCCUGGCCCUUGGGUCCCUGGACACUGGCUGCCUCCAGGCUUCUCCAUGCCACCACCAGUGGUGUGCCGCCUGCUGUACCAAGAACCUGCUGUCUCUCUGCCUCCCUUCCCUGGCUUUGACCCUGGCACCUCCCUCCAGCUGCCCACUCAUGGGCCCUUCACCACCUGCCCAGGAUCUCACCCAGUACUGACAGCUCCUCUUUCUGGAGAGCCCCAAGGGCCCACUAGCCAGCCCCGCACACACUCAACUCUGAUACUCCAGCCCUGUGGCACCCCAGACCCUCUUCAGCUACAGCCACAGGCCUCUGGAGCCUCUCGCCUGGCCCGGACAUCUGGCCCCUCAGAGUGGCAGCUGCAGCAAGAGGCAGCUGAAGCCCUCGUGGGGCUGAAAGAUUCAUCCCAGGCUCCUCGUGUGACCCCUUCUGUGCCCCCCAACCCUGCCUGGAUCUCCCUGCUUCACCCCUGUGGCCCACCAGCUCCUGCUGGAGGAAGAGGAUUCCAGCCUGUUGGCCCCUGUCUUCGACCCAGCCCAGCCCCCUCUGUUGCUCUGCAUAUUGGCCGUCUGGGGUCCAUCUCCCUCCUGAGCUAGAAACCUGGAGAUGGAGGCUGUCUUGCUGUGGCAGGGAGGUGACAGCCUGCUGGCACUGUAUACUUAGUGUCUUACUUGGGGAUUUAUGCAUGGAAUUUAAUGUAGUACAAGCUUCGGGCUUUUUUGUUUGUUUGUUUGUUUGUUUAAGCUUUCAGGUGCUUCAUUAGCUUUCAGUUCCUUUGGUCAUGUGGGCAUUUCCUUGGCUGACAGUGGAUAUUCUUGUACCCUUCUUGGGUCCUGGGAUCUCUUGAAAUCCCCAAUAAACAGAGAGUUGUGCUAUUUAAGCUGACCAGUAUCUAUAAACGUGUUUUCAUGAGUUUACAUCCCAGGAUUCCAUGAUUCUGUAAAUGCCUAUGCACUCAUGUCUGUCUCCAUGCAUGUGAAAACAGGAGAGUGUUUUCAUUUUGUGUCUAGGUUUGUGUGAGUAAGCAAGAAAUAAACCUUUGUUGUUGUAAGCCACUGAGAUUUGGGGAUUGUUAUCACAGCCUAACCUAGUCUAUCCUGACUGACAGAAAGGACUUGUUCAAUUCACUUCUCAAAGUGAAAAAUCUGUUAUCCGAUAGCUACUAUAGAUGAAAACAAACUUGGAUUUUUUUCUUUGUCCAAAUAAGAAAAAAAUGAUGUAAAGAAAUAGUGGGGGAUUUAGUGAUUAAUUGCCCGGUCUGUGCCAGGCAUAGACAGUUUCCAGCUGUCUAGAGGGGCUACAAAUCGAAAUGCCUACAGGGCUGAACAGAUCAAAUAAAUGAGUAAAGAAGGCCAGAUGGACCCUGGCAAACUGAGAAUGGAUGCCUUGCCUAAGGAGCAGCCUCCUUUUGGCCCUAGCAGAUUACUGCCAGGCGGGAAUGUGGACUCAGUGUUGCUCCAUCUUCUGAUUUUUUAAGAGAAACUGGAAAACUAGAUUUCCAUGUAAAACAUGUUAAUUUUCAAAUGUUGGCUCAGUUUUCUUCUUUAAAUUCUAUAUGUGCCAAAUAAAACAUAUUUUCAGGCU